Messenger RNA from Alexandromys fortis (reed vole), 1008 nucleotides. It is a transcript of the gene Fcf1, whose product is annotated as FCF1 rRNA-processing protein. Gene Ontology annotation, cellular component: small-subunit processome; nucleolus. NCBI's taxonomy places the organism in Eukaryota, Metazoa, Chordata, Mammalia, Rodentia, Cricetidae. The record is from RefSeq and is a predicted model, not a curated record. The transcript is spliced from 7 exons. Bases 269 to 847 code for a protein of 192 amino acids.
AGAAAACAAGAAGAUAUGCGACCAUGAAGCGAAUGCUUAGUCUCAGAGAUGAGAGACUCCCCUUCCUCUUACAGUUACUUGCUGUCAAAGUGUAUGUUGAUAUUAGCAUCACAGGCACAAAACUGGAUUGCUUUGAUGCCUUGAAGGAUAAAAGAGAAAGGAAAGACGUUGGACUGGAACUUGAGGUGAUAGGGAUUGAGCCCAGAGCUUCAUACGUACAUCCGGUGCUCUACUGCUGAGUGACGUCCCCAGAAGCUGGAACUUCCCGAUGAAAUUUUCACUAUAUCAUUUUUCCUCUUCUCCGGAUUUACUUUUUUACAGUAAAGAAAAGGAUAGAUUAAAGCCUAAAAAGAAAGAGAAGAAAGAUCCCAGUGCGCUGAAGGAAAGAGAAGUCCCCCAACAUCCUUCCUGCUUAUUCUUCCAGUACAAUACACAGCUGGGUCCACCGUACCACAUCCUUGUUGAUACCAACUUCAUCAACUUUUCCAUCAAAGCCAAACUCGACUUAGUGCAGUCGAUGAUGGACUGUCUGUACGCCAAGUGUAUCCCUUGUAUAACUGAUUGUGUGAUGGCUGAAAUUGAGAAAUUGGGCCAGAAGUACCGAGUGGCACUGAGAAUCGCCAAGGAUCCACGAUUUGACCGACUUCCGUGCACACACAAAGGAACCUAUGCUGAUGACUGCUUGGUACAGAGAGUCACUCAGCACAAGUGCUACAUUGUGGCUACAGUUGAUCGGGACCUCAAACGAAGAAUCCGGAAGAUCCCUGGAGUUCCUAUCAUGUACAUUUCUAACCAUAGGUACAACAUUGAAAGGAUGCCAGACGAUUACGGAGCUCCUCGGUUCUAAUUCUUCCCUGACCACAUUCACCUGCGUUUCUUUACCAGAUUUCUCUGUCAGUUAAUUAAACACACUUUUUGUUGUUGUUGUUGUUUUUUUAUCAUAUUUUGUCUCAGUUUUAAAAAUAGCUGCAUCUUUAAAAAAUUAUAUUAUUAAAAUGUGUAUAUGUA